Messenger RNA from Fonticula alba, 781 nucleotides. RefSeq lists its product as hypothetical. The record is from RefSeq and is a predicted model, not a curated record. The transcript has 2 exons. The coding region runs from base 1 to 738 and encodes 245 amino acids. Gene Ontology annotation, molecular function: nucleic acid binding. Lineage: Eukaryota; Rotosphaerida; Fonticulaceae.
AUGCGUUACCGCCGCCAGAUGUCCCGGGCCCUUGUCCCGCAGUCGAUGCCGGAGGCCCGGCGCCUUGGCCCGCAGCCGGUGUCCCUGCCGCCGGUGGAGGCACUCCUGGCCUGGGUGGCGCCGAAGAGUUCAGGCACCGUGCCUGCCGCGGCGGCCGCGGCCGCCUCCCUCGCGCCCGAGAUGGCGGACUCCCCGCCGUCACCGUCACAGCCGCCGCCGCCGCCGAGCGCCAAGUCCACUGUCUCCCGGCGCCCGGCCAGCCUGCAGUCCUCCACGCCGCUGGAGUAUGAUGUGUUUGUGCGCGGCCCGGGCGGGGCGGGGUCCCGGCGCGGGGGCGUGUCCCCGGGGCCCGGGGCCCGGCGCGCCUCGGACUUCCGGGCGCUGCUGUCGCGUGCCCAGCGCAACCUGGACCGCCACCGGCGGGUGCGCAUCCAUGCCCUUGGCCCGGCCAUUGAGCGGGCCCUGGCCGUGGCUCUGGCCCUGCGCCGGCAGCACGCGCAAUCGGCGCUGGCCUGCUCGCCGGCCCAUCCGGCCGGUGUGCCUGUCGGGGCCCCGGUUCCCGGGUCGGGCAAGGGGCACUUCGAUCGGGCUCCCCUGGCCCCGGGGCUGCUGGACUGCCGGGUGAACCUGCGCACCGAGUGCCUGGUGGACGAUGUGACGCCCCAGGAUGAUGAUGAGGCUGCAUCCACGGCAUCCCGCCUGGUGUCGGCCGUCACGGUGGAGGUGUUCUUCCGGUGAGAGGGCGCGACGCCCUGGUGUUUUUUUUUUUAUUUCCCCCCCC